This is a messenger RNA of Ilex paraguariensis (yerba mate), 789 nucleotides long. The record is from the annotation of a GenBank genome assembly. NCBI's taxonomy places the organism in Eukaryota, Viridiplantae, Streptophyta, Magnoliopsida, Aquifoliales, Aquifoliaceae.
AUGAUGCCCCUUCGUCAUCUUCUUCAGCGAGAGGAAUUGCAGAGUGCAAAAGGGUUUGAUUUUAUGAGGUGUAGGUAUGGAAAGAUGGGGGUAAGAAAAGGUGGAUUGCAGCGAAUGGGGGUUGUAGGUACAAUCGUUAUCAGGAAUUGGGUCAACCGUAGCUCACUAAUGACUCCGUCCUUGGGGGUAGAAAACCGGAGCCAAAUGAUGCCCCUUCGUCAUCUUCUUCAGCGAGAGGAAUUGCAGAGUGCAAAAGGGUUUGAUUUUAUGAGGUGUAGGUAUGGAAAGCGAGAGGAAUUGCAGAGUGCAAAAGGGUUUGAUUUUAUGAGGUGUAGAACUGGCAAGGCAAGUACUAGUACAGAUGUCUUUGCUUUCGGGGCAUUUAUGCUGGAAGUAGCUUGCGGACAAAGACCUCUAAAGGUCCAGGGAUUGAUUGAUGAUAUGAGUUUGGUUCGGUGGGUUUUGGAGAAAUGGAAAGAAGGAGCAAUUCUUGAUGCAACUGAUCCGAGAUUGGAAGGUGAUUUUGUGGUAGAGGAAAUAAAGUUGGUUUUGAAGCUAGGCCUGCUUUGUUCGCACUAUAAUCCGAUGACUAGGCCUAGCAUGAGGCAAGUGAGGCAGUAUUUGGAUGGGGAAGUUAUCUUGCCCGAAGUAUUUAUGGAUAUUGAAGGUGCUGGCAUGACUGCAUUAUUUGGGAACGAAGUUUCAAAUGCAUUUGCAAUGACAUUACCUUCAUCAUGUGUUUCUGCUAAUGCUAUGUCUACUGAAUCACUUCUUAACGUAGGACGUUAA